AAAUUAUAAAUAUAAGCAAAAAUGCCACCGACCAUCAAUGGAGCACCACCGCCAAGCGAUAAAAGACCUCAAAGGCCCACAGACAGAAAAUCGGAAAUAAUAUGCCGCGUCAAAUAUGGUAAUAAUUUACCCGAUAUACCAUUCGAUUUGAAAUUCCUGCAAUAUCCUUUCGAUAGUAAUCGGUUCGUGCAGUACAAUCCAACUUCUCUGGAAAGAAACUACAAAUAUGAUGUGCUAACUGAACAUGACUUAGGUGUUACCAUCGAUCUCAUCAAUCGCGAUUUGUAUCAAGCCGAUCCAUAUGCCCAACUAGAUCCGGCUGAUGAAAAACUACUUGAAGAAGAUGUUCACACGCCCCAUGAUUCGGUGCGUUCCAAACAGCAUUCGCGUAGUGUUUCGUGGUUGCGUAAAUCCGAAUAUAUUUCCACGGAACAAACUCGUUUCCAACCUCAGAAUUUGGAGAAUAUUGAAGCUAAAGUGGGUUACAACGUUAAGAAAUCGCUGCGUGAGGAGACAUUGUAUUUGGAUCGUGAUGCCCAAAUCAAUGCCAUCCAGAAGACAUUCAGCGAUACCAAGAACGAAAUCACUAAACAUUACUCCAAACCCAAUGUGGUACCAGUGGAAAUUAUUCCUUUGUAUCCAGAUUUCAAGAAUUGGAAGUACCCAUGUGCCCAGGUUAUUUUCGACAGCGAUCCUGCGCCAGCUGGCAAAAAUGUUCCAGCCCAAUUGGAGGAAAUGUCUCAGGCUAUGAUUCGUGGUGUCAUGGACGAAAGUGGUGAACAAUUCGUGGCCUAUUUCUUACCAACUGAAUCAACAUUGGAGAAGAGACGUGUUGAUUUUGCCGACCAAGUCUUGUACAAGGACGAUGAAGAAUAUGAAUACAAAAUUGCCCGUGAAUACAAUUGGAAUGUCAAGAGUAAGGCGUCAAAGGGAUACGAGGAGAACUAUUUCUUUGUUAUGCGUCAAGAUGGUGUCUACUACAAUGAACUGGAGACCCGUGUACGAUUGAACAAACGUCGUAUGAAGGUUGGUCAACAACCAAGCAAUACUAAAUUAGUUGUGAAGCAUCGUCCAUUGGAGGCGAACGAACAUCGCAUGCAACGUUAUCGUGAACGUCAAUUGGAACCACCAGGUGAUGAUGAUGAUGAAGAAGAAUUGGAGGAGGAGGAAGAAGAAGAAGAGGAGGAGGAAGUUCAACAAACGCCAGCACCAGAUGAUGGUAAGGAUAAGGAAGAGGAACAAGUGCAGCGUGAAAGGAAAUCUCGCUCACGAUCCAAAUCAGCAAAAUCGCAAUCACGUUCAAGAUCAAGGUCACGUUCCGGUUCUGGCUCUUCAGAUAGGUCACGAUCGAGGUCGAAAUCUGGAUCAAGAUCCGGCUCUGGUUCGGAGGGAUCACGUGCUUCGUCUCGCUCCAAAUCUAGAUCACGCAGCCGAUCAAAAUCCAGAUCCAAAUCGAAAUCCAGAUCACGUUCAGCAUCGAGAUCGCGUUCUCGUUCACGGUCCCGUUCACAUUCAGGCUCUCGUUCACGUUCAGCCAGCCGCUCACGAUCACGCUCCAAAUCUGCUUCUAAAUCACCUUCCCGUUCUCGCUCUGGUACACCCAAUAGUAAAGCUGGCUCCAAUAAAUCGGGAUCUAGAUCACGUUCUAACACAAGAUCGAGAUCCCGUUCAAAGAGUGGUUCGCGUUCUCGUUCACGCAGUGCUUCAGGUUCAAGAUCACCAUCACGUUCACGCAGUAACACUCCCUCAGGUUCUGGAACAGCAUCAGGAAGCGGAAGUGGCUCCGAAGCAGAAGAUUAA
Messenger RNA from Musca vetustissima, 1800 nucleotides. RefSeq names its product RNA polymerase II-associated factor 1 homolog (gene atms). The transcript has 2 exons. Gene Ontology annotation, cellular component: Cdc73/Paf1 complex. Gene Ontology annotation, molecular function: chromatin binding; RNA polymerase II complex binding. The record is from RefSeq and is a predicted model, not a curated record. Bases 22 to 1800 code for a protein of 592 amino acids. Gene Ontology annotation, biological process: transcription elongation by RNA polymerase II. Lineage: Eukaryota; Metazoa; Arthropoda; Insecta; Diptera; Muscidae.